Molecule: messenger RNA, 3518 nt
Organism: Schizosaccharomyces japonicus yFS275
Lineage: Eukaryota; Fungi; Ascomycota; Schizosaccharomycetes; Schizosaccharomycetales; Schizosaccharomycetaceae
Product: transcriptional regulatory protein Rxt3
Exons: 1
Coding region: 1906-2856 (316 amino acids)
Cellular component (GO): Rpd3L complex; Rpd3L-Expanded complex
Source: RefSeq, a predicted model, not a curated record
GUGUAUCAGCAAGAAUAUCACUUCCAUUCACUUCACCACCGGUAACAGAACCGUCAUCAUGAAGCUUAAGAGAAGGAACGAAGGUACGGAUGUCCAAGUUCUUCUCAACAUACUCGACAACGGUGGGCGAAACAACACCAGCAUCCUUCAACACUACCAAAGCACGAGGCUUUGCAACGCUGAGAUAAAUAAUUUGACGGGCAGGAGGAUAAGCAGGGUCAAUGACGGAGAAGGUAGCACCGGCCUUCAGGACACCCAUGACAGCAAUAACCAAGUCCACGCCACGGUAAGCAUACACCAUUACAACCUCACCACGUUGAACACCGGACUUAACAAGGUGGUGGGCGAGCACAUUUGAGGCCUCGUGAAUUUGACGAUAAGUAAAGGACUUUGUAGGAGCAGAAGAAGUGACAGGAGGUGUAACAACAACACAUUCUCUCUCAGGGAACUUCUUUGCGUUGUCGGCAAAGAUGUCAUGAAUAGCACCACGGAAAUCAGACCAACCCAGAUCCUUAGUAGGGUCAGGAAGGAGGGCCUUUUGUUCGUCCGUAAUCAAAGAAAUCUUUGCUGGAAGCUGGUUAAGCACAUUUUUAGCAGCAAGCUUCACGACUUGAAGAAGCUGGCUUGCAAGAAUGCUGAUGCGGGCCUUAGAAAACAGCAAUUGGUUGUAAAUAAAUUGCAAUUUAAGAGGAGGCAAGAUGGAGUCAGCACGAAGAGAUGAGUGCUUGCUUUCAUCAAUAGACACAAUUACGGUAACGUCAACGUCAAGGCCGGUUGAAGAAAGGAAUUUCAUGGAAGGCGCAUCAGGUGCAUUAUAGAAACGAGUAUACACCAGACCGUUACGGGUUUUCUCGUCUUCAGACUUGCCAGCAUUAAGAUGCUGCAACAAAUCGUUGAAAUCAACAGUAUCCGCACUCCAGUUACGUUCAAUUUCAGCAAUCUUUUUCAAAAGUGUCAAAAAGCUAUCCUCGGCAUUCAAAAAGGAACGGAGAACGAAAGGAGUGCCCUUUUCAGAGCUAGUUCCCACACUGAUGUCUUCAUCACCAGUCAUUCUGUUAACAAGGACGAUGAAGGCCGUCAGAAGCGUCACAAAAGGAGAAGCGACGAAACCGUCACCUUUGGCCUUCAUAGCCAAGGUUACGAGAGCAUCUUCUGUGUCCAGAUCGACAUCUUUUUCAAAAGUAGCCUCUACUGAGCGAGCAGGAACAGGUCUACUGUAAUCGGCAGGCAGAUGCGAAAUUGUUUGGCUUUUCAGACGUUCAGCCCAUCUCUCCAGACGGAGCUGGUAUUCUUCCUUUGAUGGAGCAUCCACGGUCAUAGUGCUCGUCCUCAAAUGAAUCAGAGCCCUGUAAGUGUUUGGUUGAGGUAAAGCGCUGCACGCACGGAGUAAAGAUGUCGCUGAUACGUACAAGAGUCAACAAGAAAAAAAAAAAAGAAAGGAAAAGGAUUACUUUUAAUGCAAAUAAGGUAAGAUAAAUGUGAUCAAAGACUAUAAUAACUUUAUGCUUUAUAUUUAUUUUCUCUUCAAUUUGUUGUUACUGUCUUAUAAUGUACCCCUUAAUACCCCUUGACACGAAAGCAACAACAGCUCUUGCAAUGAAGGAUGAUUCCACCAUGUUUUACUAGUUGAUUCGACCUCUUUUAGCUUUCUGUUUAACUCUGUUGACUCUUUCCAUCUUUUUUCCUAUGUAUUAUUUGCGUGGACUUCAUUGUAAGUGACAACGUUACCUUGUAAACUCAACACCAAAGGAAGCACUCAGAUGUCAAGCUUAACCAAGUGCCAGGAAGUACUAUAGGUGUCGUUCUUCAUGUUUCUAUUUUAGCGAAGCCUUGGACAUAGUAACAUCUUUCCAAUUUCCUACGGGACUGUGCAACAUUGUCUAUUUAAAUAUUGUAUACGAGAUCAUGUCCUCCAAUUCUAAUCCUGCGUCACCCAAGACAAAUCCUUCGAAUGACACGAAUGGUCAUGCAAUGGAGCGACGCGAAGUGCAUAAUGACAUGGAAUCAGCAAUGGCUACUCCAGAUAAACGACCCAGAGACUACAUCAGCCCUUCAAAUAUUGCGGGUCGUUCAGAGAAACGAACAAAAUUGUCUAUGGAAACUCCACCCGCAAUGAAUGGACCUUUCACGGAUCACCCGUAUCCCUCGGCACGCACCAUGCCUAUGAAUUCCCCUUUUUUGCUUCAACCAGGUGCUCAAGGAGGACCUGGUUUCGCACCUCAGAAUAUGCCAAUGAACUCUUCUCGUACUGUGCCGUUCCUUCGGACAAUGCCGUAUAUUGCACCGCAAGUUCAAGUGUUUACGGCUCCUGAAGUUUCGGUCGACAACUCUGCUUUGCAGUCUUACAUUGACGAGUCGGUCCCGCCCGAUUCGUCUGCCGAAGUGGCAAUCGCUCAAGAAUUUGAAUACACGCCUUAUUUGCAGCUUCCUCUGUUGUACCGUCUAGUUGGAAAAAUCAUUCGAGUGAACAUUGAAGCCAAGUGGAUGAACGCAGCCAUUAAUCUCCGGCUUUCCAAAAGGGAAAUUUGGGGAACAGACGUAUAUACAGAUGAUUCGGAUAUCGUUACUAUACUUGCACACCGCGGCUACUUUUCCUUACUGAAACCGGUGGUUGAGGACGCUGUUGUGGACCUACAUGUUCUACCACCACUAAUGGAAUACAAGGGCACUCGCACCAAUCGUAUAGAAAGUCGAAGUUGGUCGACUCCUCACGACGGAAUGAGCAUCAAAGUGUUCCGAGUUACGUGGAAGAACGUUAAGCCAUCCCUGUUUUCUCUUAAUAUGGCCCAACAAUCGUUAGAGGACAGGCUGCAAAAGCGCCUAGAGCUAUCUCAGACGGCUACAUUCAAGGUGUAAAUUCGGAAUCUUUCACACCCCGUCCAAUAACUUAUAUCAAGGUGCUGUUUUCGUUCACCUAAGCCUCUCUGAGCCUACAUUCUCUCGUUUCCCCUCCCCGUACAUAAUCUACCCAGUUUCCCUCCUGAAACGCCUUUGUUUACCAUUCAAUUCUAUUCCAAAUGUUACUGACUGCAAUUCCGCAGCUGUCGGCACAAAGUGGUUGUGCCUGAAGGCGCGGUCAUUUUUGUCUGCAGGUGUAAUCAGCUUCCCUCAUUCUAUGUUUCCUCUUUCGUUAUAGCACAAUGCCUCGAACCACUCUUAUCAACCUUUCCCAAAACUUUGUCCAUAAUCACCAUCUCCUAACGGGCUCAUCCUGUAGAAUUUCACAUCUACCCUCGCCUUGCGACUCCUUGCACCACGCAGUCUUGUAUAAGCUUGUCGCUGUAUUUUGUGUUAAUGUUUUUACGGAACAGUAGUGCACUUCACUAAACCGUGGUCCAGAACGCGGGCAUCUCCGAGCAGAAAUGUCCGGGCUAAUCAAGCGAGUCCUUCUAUGAUUGAUCAUGGCCGUGACGUGUGUACCUAUACCCCGGCAAAAGUUUAUGGGGCGAUUUGCCAGAUUCGUGUAUUACGGGCGGCAAUUGUGUUAGGUUAGGGUUGCACCCGUUUAUGCACCCGCG